Molecule: messenger RNA, 1857 nt
Organism: Mauremys reevesii (Reeves's turtle)
Lineage: Eukaryota; Metazoa; Chordata; Testudines; Geoemydidae
Product: maestro heat-like repeat-containing protein family member 7
Exons: 7
Coding region: 567-1481 (304 amino acids)
Cellular component (GO): cytoplasm
Source: RefSeq, a predicted model, not a curated record
GUGGAGUCACUCAGUCUGGGCAUUGUUACCUGUCCCAGCUGGUGUCACGGGGCUGGAGCAAGGCCCAGGGUCAGGUGUCUCUUGUUCCCCAAGACUCAGUUCCAUAGAAUGGUCCCUUGUGUGACCUCGGCCCUCGAGCCCCCUCUGACAUCCGUGUGCCAUGUGCAGGCCGGGCAGCCGCCUGCCCAUUCAUGGCCAGUUCACCUGCCCCCCGCAGACCGGGCGACCCUUUGGAGCACAAGGCUGCAGACCCCCCGCCCCCCGCACACACACCACUGCUCCGUGUGCAGCUGAGCCUUAGUGAGGGAGCAGGGCAGGCCUUGAUCUCAGCUGGAGCCUCGAGGGGCCGUCGCGCUAGAAGCGUUUCAGUGGGGCCCACACGGUGACCAAUCGCGAUGCCCUGCAUGCAGCCCAUGCCGGGCCUUGGCCAGUGGAGCUUAGGGCCCCGUGGCAGAGAUGAGUCGCGAGAGGCCAGCCCCGUUCUCUAGCUUGAUUUGCUGUUGGUGUGUUAGCUCCUCAAGUGCCCUGACCUUGGCAGCGAGCUGGAAGACGCCAUCGUGGAGGAGAUGAGCGGGCUGCUGAGAGACCCCAAGACCGUGGUGCGCUGGUUGGCGCUCAAAGGCCUCCUCAAUCUGGCCCUUCACCCAGAGAAGGUGGGGAAACUCCAGCAUCUGCUGCCAGAUGUCCUGGAGCGACUCCAGGAGGUAGACAGAGACCUCAUCCGCAAGGCCAUCGCCGUGCUGAAACACCUCCUCGCCGGCAUGGACAGGCAGAGCGCCAGCUGCGCGGCUGUGCAAGUGGCUGUGCAACUCCUGCCGUUGUUUCAUGAUGUAAGGCCUGGCAGCUCACAGGAGAUCCCAUCAAACUGCAGACAUGUGACCAGCAAGCUCCAAGUGCUCUCCAUCACCCUUUUUAAAGACCUGUUGGAGCUUGUAAGGGGGCCCAACCGGAGGCAGAUGAAGGAGCAUGUGCUCCAGAGCCUGGUCCCACUGCUCCUCCUUGUGCAUGAUGAGCGUCCCAACGUGUCCCAGGUGUGUUGGGACACCCUCAGCAGUGCCGCCCAAUUCCUGAGGUGGCACCAGCUCAGUGGCCUCAUCCAGCACAAGGAAACCUGGCGAAGCUGUGACUGCCUGGUGAUCCACUACAAGGAGAGAGCUGAUGACUUCCUGGGCCAGACCAUGGCCUUCCUGCAGAACCCACAGACUCCAGUUAGGGAAGCAGCCAUCAGGUUCCUAGGGCUCACUGCCCGGAAGCUGGACCAGGGGAGCCAGGACAAGCUGGACGCCAUCUGCGAUAACCUCAAAGGCUUGCAGCAGGACAGCAAGUCCUCAGUCCGAUGCCUGGCUUCUCAGACCAUCUUCAUCCUGGAGGCCUUCAAGAACCAGCCUCCAGCCUGCUGCAGCCUAUGGACAUUGGUCCAUAGGAUAAGAACAAUGUGCACUGCGGAGAGCCAGCUCAUUGAAGCUGCCCAGCUGCCCUAGGUCUGGGAAAAGCCAGCCUCCCUUCUCUGGGGGCUUGGUGCAUCAGAGCCCACCUGGAGCAAGGUGGAACACAUGGCUUCUUCCCAACUGGCUGCCUGCCCUGCCCAGCCAUGUGAGUAGUUAACUGCUCGAUAGCUUUCAUCAUCAUGUACUUUUGGACACCGUGUUGCAUUUACGUCCUGCCCUCCGUCCCCAUUUCCAGUCGUGUACGUUUUUGAUGCCGUCGGCCAUUUUGAAAAUUUAUUUUGUAUUAUUUUUCUGUGUUUGGCCGGGGGAAGGUUGUGUGCUUGUGUUUUGACAUAUUUAGAGAAAAAGUACGAAUGAGUAGAAAGAGAGGCUGUAAAGGGUUUGCAGUCCCCCCCCCCCAGGCCCCACC